Molecule: messenger RNA, 2541 nt
Organism: Penicillium soppii
Lineage: Eukaryota; Fungi; Ascomycota; Eurotiomycetes; Eurotiales; Aspergillaceae
Product: transcription factor domain-containing protein
Exons: 6
Coding region: 1-2541 (846 amino acids)
Biological process (GO): DNA-templated transcription
Molecular function (GO): zinc ion binding; DNA binding
Source: RefSeq, a predicted model, not a curated record
AUGAAGCCAGAGGACGAAGCUGGCAUGAACCGAGUCCUGGAUACUCUUCAAAUCCCUCGUGGGUUCCCUCAAGCGACAGGCAUAGCCGAGGCAAAUCAUCCAUCAGCUGAGUCUCGAGCUCCUGUUGUUUCUGGCCAGUCUCCGUCGCAGAGUCCGCCUGCCAUUAGUUCCAAGGGACCAAACCCCCCGACUGAUUUGGCUGCCCCUGGCGUUUCCCCGGCUCAAGAUAAUGCUUCCAGCGGACACGUUCCCUCGCCGGAAGGUUGGAACCCCUUUGGAAUGGUCCGUGGUGGUUCUGAAAACCAGAACUUUGUUCAUUGGGGCUUCACACUGCCAACAGCUGAAAGUUUGGAUACGAUUUAUGCAAAUCUGCCGGGGGGACCCGGGGGCCCUGGAGCACCUGGCAUGGCGGGUAUGCCUCUAAAUACGAAUCUGAGUCCAGACAGCUACCAAAUUGGAAUGGGCAUGGUGCAACAGACGGGUAUUUUGCCAGGCCAGCUCCUGAACGAAGGAGAACAGGAAUCAGAAAGCGGAGAGGAGGACGAGGCAGAAAAUGAUGUUAUCGAGCAGUUGUCGUACCGAAUUGGAACUUUGAAGAUUGCAGGCGAUGGACAUCUUCGUUUCUACGGUGCGACCUCUAACCUCAAUCUGGUGGAUGUGUCCGCGACACAGCAGCGGCAGCGACCAGAUGCGCGAACAGUCCGCCAUGAUGGUCAGGAUAUUCUCAACCACCUUCGUGUUGGGCAACCGGUUGAUCAGGCUCUCGAGGAUCACCUCGUGGAAUUAUAUUUCACCUGGCAAAAUCCCAGUACUUAUGUUGUCGACAAAGACAUGUACAUGACGGCACGAUCUAAAUGGCGCAAUGAAUUUGAUGAUACUCCAUUCUACUCUGAAGUACUAACUAAUGCAAUGUGUGCGAUUGGGAGUGCUUUCGAAGCACGCUAUCAUCCGACUUUCAUCACGUUCCCAAAGUCUCUCUCUGAGUUUUUUGCAGACCGUGCCAAGGCUCUGUUGGAGAUCGAACUCGAUUCUCCCUGCGUGGCAACUGUCCAGGCCCUUGUAAUCAUGAGCUGUCACGAGGGUGCAUCGAACCGCGAUGCUCGAGGCUGGCUGUACAGCGGAAUGUCAAUGCGACUUGCCUUUGAUCUUGGUUUGCAUUUGGAUAUGACGGUUUAUGUCCAUAAGGGCGAUAUCACACAAGCCGAGGCCGACGUGCGCCGUGCAGCGUUUUGGGGAAGCUAUGUUGCAGACCAUUUCUGGGGCUUUUAUCUGGGACGUCCGUUCCGUAUGAAUGCGGGAGAUAUCAGCGUUCCGAAACCUGCUUCUGCUUUGGGCCCUGAAAAGGAAGAGAACUGGCACCCUUAUGGUCAUCAAGCUUCUGAUGCACUACUCCAAAAUGGACUGAAGAAUCCCACCGAGUUGAUAUGUAGGCAAUUUGUUGUACUAUGGGAAAUGAUUUCCCCAGUUGGCCAUAUAUUGUAUGGAUGCUCUGACAUCUCUCCGCAUGACUUGCAAAGAAUAUGCUACCAAGUGACUGAAGAUUUGUUUGCUUGGAAAGCGAACCUUCCUUCUAGCCUACAGAUUGAUUUGGACGACGAUACAACCCCACUAUUGCCUCACUUGAUGAUGCUCCACAUGCAAUACCAUCAAAUUAUCAUCUUCUUCCACCGCCCGUGGCUCUCGAAAAGCUACAUUCAACCCCGGGCACCCCGCCAAGGUCCCGGUUAUCACCACGCACGACGCAUGUGCGUCGAAUCGGCCACUGCCGUUGCCCGACUCCUCCACCUCUACGAGAAACAUUACACCUUCCGACGCAUGAAUAACCAAGUCGUGGCAAUAAUUUUCAGCGCGGCCCUCAUGCUCCUCUUCGUCACCGUCUCUGGUUCCCCAAUGAGCCCCGGCAAACAAGGCGAGAGCCCAACAUAUCCGCGCAGCACAGAGAUGGUAGCAUACCUUAAUCUAUGCUUCCGCGCCCUCGAUGAGCUGGGCCAAUCAUUUGACAACGCGAAGCGCACUCGCGACUAUCUCGUUACCCUACAACGACGCUGGCAAACACACAUGCGCCGCACGGGGUCGUCCACCAAGCGCCAGAUCAACGGUGCCAACGCGUCUUCCAUGUCAAAGCAGCCUUCUGUACAGCACGGCCGUGCUGUUAAUACAUCACUAGCGAUGGAUGGCUCCCGCAAGAAAUCCCGCCUCUCUUUUUCCGAUAUUCCUCCUCACAUGCAGUCUACUGCACCUUCUGCCCAACAACCUCAUCUCUCUCGUCAAACAUUGUCUCAGUAUAUGCAACAGCAACCCUCUAAUCAACAACAAGCCUUGCCCGUUUCCGCUCCCCAGCUAGGAAAUCUAGACUGGGUUCACAAUUCUGAUAUGCGGCUUCUGUCCGAGACUCAGAAUGCUAAUGCUGCCAAUGGAAUGGGGCAAAUCCCUUCGCCGCCAUUCCCCGAGGAGUCUAAGAUUCUUGCUGACCUGGGAGAUAUGGACUCAUGGUGGGGCUCUCCUAAUGGUGCUUCUGGUCUUGGAGGACCGUCCAUGUAA